This is a messenger RNA of Atta colombica, 2281 nucleotides long. RefSeq names its product protein PFC0760c-like. NCBI's taxonomy places the organism in Eukaryota, Metazoa, Arthropoda, Insecta, Hymenoptera, Formicidae. Gene Ontology annotation, molecular function: RNA binding. The record is from RefSeq and is a predicted model, not a curated record.
AUGCUCACAUUACGAUGUAUUUACAUUGUAAUUUGUAAAGCGUUCAAUGUAAAGAUGAAUCACUUUGUGUCUGACAGUAUGAAACGCGCGAUGCCUGAGGAAAAUCAUGAAAGGAAACGAGUCUUUGUCAAGCAAGAGAACUUUGGACAUAAUGCUCCUUCAUAUGCUAAUUAUUCGUCAUCGUCGUCGUCAAUAUCCUCCACUAAUGCUCAACCUUUGCCUGGGCAACCACCUCUACCUCCUAUGUCACUAUCAUCUAGUAGAAUUCCACCUCCAUCUCAUGUAUUCGAAUCAGUGCCUUCUCAAGUAACUCCCAUUCAAGCAUGGGUACAUCCUACGUGGCAAUGGAUAGCAUCGCAAACAUCUAUGCCACCUCCAACUCCACGUGAAGUUACUAAUACAAUUCAGAGAGAAAUGUCAUUGAGAGGUAAUUACAUACGUCACGAAAGAUUUGCUCACAAUAGAAGCAACAUGUAUAUCCAGAGAAAUAAUUUUCAUCGUAAAAAAAGGCCUGUACGUUUUGGACUAUCACAAGGUCAAUUUGAUCAAAAUACAUAUCUCGGAUUACAAUGGCAAAGAAAUGUUUAUACUGCAGCAGCAAACGAUGAUAUAAGAAACCACAUGACUGUUCCUCUAUCUUCCCAUUCUAUAUCUCCCAUUCCUUCAGGAAUUAUAAAUAAUAUGACGAGGCAUGACAAGGAGAUGGAGGAUCAAGAUGUAAAAAUUGAAAAGAUAAUAAAGAAGAAUAAACAAAGAAAGCCAAUGUCUCAAAGCUAUCCUAGUAAGCCAUGGAAUAGAGAGGAUGCAGAGAGAGCACUGAUGAUUGAAAACGAAUAUAAUAUGAAGAAUAAAGUUAAUGCGCAGAGCUUAAUAAUUAAGUUUCCCGAUCCAGACUUAAAUAAGGACAUUGUUAAAUUAUUUCAUCCUGGUAUUCGAGAUAUACAUUUUCAAAAUCCUAGUGGUCCAAGAUAUUGCUUCAUUCAUAUGGCAAAGAAUGUGAAUAUUGAUGAAGCUAUGAGAGAAUUAGAAAAAAUCAAAUUUGGUACAGGAUACUUAAAAGUUGAAAAAAAAGCUGUAAGAAACGAGGAUGUCCGAAAUACGAAGCCCGAAGACAUAAAUCCUUAUAAUUUAUAUAUAGGAAAUUUAUCUACAUUCAUUAAGGCAAAUGAAAUAAAAAGCAAAUUUCCAAAAGCACGAGUUGAUGUAUCAAGAGCACGGAAAUUAAAGAACACACAAUUUGCUUUUAUGAGAUAUAAUAGCGUAGAUGAUGCGAUAGCAGAUUACAAAAAAGCAUAUGGUUUAAUGUGGGAUACAAGGAGUAUUAUUGUUAAAUUUCGUCGAAAAGAAGGCAAUUCUUAUCUUCCUGAAGAACUUAAACUUGAUGUUAAAAAAAUUAAAGAAGAGUCAAAUAAUAUUACACAAGUGAAAAGGGAACAGAAUAUGAAUCACAUUGAAUUUAAAUCUAAUGUUAACAAGUCAAAAGAUGAAGAAAAUAACAUUAGUCAAGAGGAUAAAGUCAAUCAUGAUAAAUCAUCAGCAAAUCAAGAUACAAAUAAUAUGGAAGCACAGUUACAAGACAAUUCCAUUAAAGCACAAAAUAAAUCAAUCUCGCAAAUUGAGGAAAAUACGAACUCUCAUUCCUCUUUGGUACCAACUUCAAUCACUAUCAAUCAUAAGACAAUACAAGAACAACAAUUUUGGGCUUCUUCUGAAAUAUCUUCAACAUCGGAAAAUCCAUUAUCAUGUCCAACACAAACUAAUGCCACCGAGGAAACGACGAUGCUUACACAAAUCAAAGAAGAACCCAUAGAUUAUGAUGAAAUAGACAUGUGUAACAUGCAGUCAGACGAUAACGAUAAUAAUGACGACGACGACGACGACGACGACGACGACGACGACGACGACGACGACGACGACGACGACGACGACGACGACGACGACGACGACGACGACGACGACGACGACGACGACGACGACGACGAAGAUGUUGACGAUGAUGGAAACGUAAUAUUUAUAACAAAGACAUCAGAAAUAGUACAAGAUAACAAAGAAGAACCAAUGGAUCAUCUUGACCAAAUGUUCACUGAAUUGGAGAAUAUGACGAGCGAUAUUGGCUUCUUAAAAAAUUGAAUAAAUUAUCGUUUUAACAUGUACUAUCAUGCGUUAGUAAAGGAUUUUUUAAAUAAAAUGUAAGAGCCAUGCCACACAAAAAACUUAAACAAUAAAACGUAAGCAGUAAGGAAAUCAAAAUGUUGGAUUUGUUGCUGCUUAUGAGUUUUAU